AAUGUUGGAACUUGAGUUUUAAAACAAAGUUUAUUAUGUUUUUUAUAAUUAACUUAGUAAAAUAUCGCCAUAUACAACCACUUACUCGUGUAGAAAAUGUUAACUCAAAUGAUUUAAUUGUAAAUCUUAAUUCAAUAUCAAUAUUGUUUUCGAAUGACGUGUAAUGUUUCCAACGGUGGACUCCGAAGAUAUAUCGCAGGUCACGUCAUUAAAAGAAAAACCGAGCGUUUCUAGCGAUGUGCGAGACUCGUCUGAAAAUUCUUCAGAUACUCAACAAAACCAUAACAGGGAUAUAACUAUCAAUAUGUUGAUAAAGGAAAUGGUCUUUUGCAUUGCCCUGGCAUUGACAACUUAUGGAGCUCUUCAUAACACGCCGUCAAAAGUUUCAAAACAUCCACAAGCAAUGAGGUUCUUCAAUUCAGGAUCAGUAGUGACAGAUUGGUACAGAGGGCAGCUGGGCAAUGCUUUGGCUGCAGUAAACCUUGCUGAUGUAUCUUUCAUAAUGUACUAUGCCCCUUGGGAUGCAGAAUCACAAUUUGUUAGAGGAGAGUUUGAAUUAGCUGCUAAUGUUUUGAAAGAUAGAGUUCAUUUUUCAGCCAUCAAUUGCUGGAAUCCAGGUAGUGAAUGUAGAUUGCAACAUAAUAAAAUACCAUCAUGGCCUAUUCUGAUGGCAUAUACAGUUAACUCUAGAGGGGUUCUUUAUAAAGGUCCUAAAGAUGCACAUAGUAUGGUUAACUUUUUGGAAUUGAUUAUGAAGCCCCUAGUAAGAAUAUCUUCAACUGAAGAUCUAGUUCAUUAUUUAUCUAUUCAUGAUGCUGUGGCAGUGGGUUAUACACCAUUAAGUGAUACAUCCAGAUAUUACAACACAUGGUACAAUGUGGCCCUAAAAUCACGGGAGUUUGAUACAGUGGGGGAGAUAUGUUUUGCUGUUGUAACAUCUGCAGAUCUAGCUGCGGAUUUAGGUGUUGGGAAUCUGCCUAACGCCCGUCUCAUGCUUUGGAAUGAAACAAAGGAAUUUAAAAUAGAGAACAACAACAAUACAUGGAAUGAAUCGACUCUCAUGCAUUGGGUGUUAGAGAAUUUUGCACAGCCAGUAGCAAGAAUAAUUCCACUGUGGAAGAAGUCAUUCAAUUUCGAAAGAUAUGCAGAUGGCAGUCCAAUGUUGAUAUUAUUUACACCUCUUAAUCCAUUGUAUGAACAAUUACCUUCAUAUACAUUGCUACGGGAAGUCGCAAUGGAAUACUAUAAUUGUAAGAAUAAUGAUAGCAAUCAAUGGAUUACUGAAUUAAUAAAACUACAACAAGUACAAAGACUGAUAUAUCAGCAAAAGGAUCAUUUACAAUUUUGUGAAAACCAUAAGUUUAAGUCAAUAAGAAAACCAAGCAAAUUGUAUAAGAAAGAAAUUGUGUCCAACAAUAACAAAUAUCCUUGGAACAAUGUAACGCAAAAAAAUCAGAAAAGUGGUGUCUUUGAUUUUAUAAUUAAGCAAGGUUUAGCUGUAUCAAAAAUUAUGCAAAGUGCAACUGAUGAUUUACCGAUGUUGUCCUCUUUGGACUUACUAAAUGAAUGCAGUACAAAGUUCCUACCAGCGGAGAAGAGUUUCUAUGAAAACUAUGAAAAAUGUCAGAAGUUUGAAGAGAAUGUCAACAAAGAACUAGAUGUAGAAACAGAACAAUCAAACAUUGAAACAACAAUGUUGCCAGAUGAAGACGAUCCUCUUUCCACGGAAAAUUUAAUAGAGGACCAUUUGAAGCAUACAUGUCGAUUGCUGAAGUUUGCUCAACAGCUGAGCCCCGCUGUACGACCUGCUAGAGUCAGAGGCAACAUCACCCAUAUAGACGGUCUCUCCUGUGCUACCAAUGCCAGUUUGUACAUGAUCGCCCUCGACUCGGUUCACAAUCAUCACUUUGCUGAAGCAUUGGGCAUUGACGUUAUCAAUAUGAAGGAUAUGACCGCUGUUGUUAUAUUAGAUAGUAAGGCCGGCAACCAAUAUGUACUUAAAGAAGAAUACAGUGCGAAGUCGGUGCGUGAUUUUAUAUCGAAGUUCAGUGAGCGAGGUCUCAGGGCCACGUUGCGGUCUCACGUCGCGGCUGCGCACACGCACUACUACGGCUCCAGUACGGACCUGCAGCUCGGUGAAGUUAUCAAUAUCACUGAUCUCACAUCUCGUACAUUCAAGAAGUUUAUUACAGCACCGGGCACGGUGAAGUUGGUGUGUGUGUGCCUGGGUUCGUGUGGUGCGCACGUGAGCCGCGCACUGCUGGGAGCUGCGCGGUUGCUAAGAGCGUGCGGAGUGCGCGCUCGCCCCGCCCGCCUGGACGCCGCGCGACACGACCUGCCCGCUACCUACGACGUGCACCAUCUCCCCGCCCUCCUCGUAUUCCUUGCUGACGGCAAAGGCGGUGCGGAGAGCCGGAGCUACCCGGUGAGUGCGCGCGUGUCUGUGAGCGGACUGACGGCGCUCGCGAUGCGCUCGCUCGGCGCACCGCAACAUCUCACCGUACGACUCGCGCUCUGCUCGCAACAUGCAAAUUUGGAAAAGAAGUCGUGUCUUAGAGAUAUUAGGGAACAAACAACAACCAUGAUAGGUAGAAAUUUAAAAUAUUGGCGUAGAACUGACGUCAGAGAGCUGAAGGAUUCCUUUUACAAAAGACUGCAACAUUUAAACCAGGUGUCUUUACAUCUGAGCCUGCUUCAUACGUCUGAUCUCGAGGAAAAUAAUCCAAAACAAAUUUCACUUAUCAAUUCCAUUAGAGAACUAACCAAAGUCUGGGAACUCGAUAUGUCGAUGUUAAGAAAAAAUGCCGCCGCCGCUACAAGAUGAUAUUAGAUAGAUAUUGUAAAUAGUGUAUAUUUGAUCAUUUUGUAUCAAUCGAAACAUGUUGUUAAUAUUUAAAAUAUCAAAGAAUUAUUAUAAUGUUGAUA
Molecule: messenger RNA, 2925 nt
Organism: Papilio machaon (common yellow swallowtail)
Lineage: Eukaryota; Metazoa; Arthropoda; Insecta; Lepidoptera; Papilionidae
Product: thioredoxin domain-containing protein 11
Exons: 12
Coding region: 164-2824 (886 amino acids)
Source: RefSeq, a predicted model, not a curated record